AGUCGACCGGUCAUGGGUAGGCCGCCGUGCUGCGACAAGGUGGGCGUGAAGAAGGGUCCGUGGACGCCGGAGGAGGACAUCAUCCUGGUGUCCUACAUCCAGGAGAACGGCCCCGGCAACUGGCGGUCGGUGCCGGUGAGCACCGGCCUGAUGCGAUGCAGCAAGAGCUGCCGCCUCCGCUGGACCAACUACCUCCGCCCCGGCAUCAAGCGCGGCAACUUCACGCCCCACGAGGAAGGCGUCAUCGUCCACCUCCAGUCGCUCCUCGGCAACAGAUGGGCGGCGAUCGCGUCGUACCUGCCGCGGAGGACGGACAACGACAUCAAGAACUACUGGAACACGCACCUCAAGAAGAAGCUCAGGAAGCAGCAGGCCAUGGGCGCCAUCUUCGCGGCGCCUCAGGGUCCGGGGUCCUCCUCCGCCACAGCAGCAGACGGCAAUUUCGACCAACAUCAACACCAUGACAUGAUCUCCAAGGUCGACUACGGCUACGGCGCUGCCGACAACACGGAGGUCUCGCAGCUGAUCGCCCGGCGUCCACACUCACCCUUCGCCGCCGACGCCGCCACCGACGUCUGCUCCUCGUCGUCCUACGCCUCCAGCGUGGACAACAUAUCCAAGCUGCUAGACGGCUUCAUGAAGAGCUCCCAGCUGCCGCCGCUGCAGAACUACUCCGACGGCGACGACGUCAAGCCCCGCGUCAGCCCUCUGCUGUCCUUCGACGGCAUGUCCGGCACCGGCAGCAGCGCGGAGACGAGCUUCACCGCCAGCGUGCAGCAGCCGGCCUCGAUCGGAGGCGCCGUCAGCUAUGACGACGAGACCAAGCAGAAGCUGCAGGCUCAUCAGGCGCCUCUGUGCUCGAUCGAGCAGUGGCUGUUCGAUGAGGCCGCGGAGCUGGAGCUCUCCGAUGAGUGCUACUCCGUUCCAAUGCUAUUCUAGCUCGGACAA
Molecule: messenger RNA, 948 nt
Organism: Lolium rigidum
Lineage: Eukaryota; Viridiplantae; Streptophyta; Magnoliopsida; Poales; Poaceae
Product: transcription factor MYB60-like
Exons: 2
Coding region: 13-939 (308 amino acids)
Biological process (GO): response to auxin
Source: RefSeq, a predicted model, not a curated record